AGUUUCACGUUGAUCGCGUUCCGUCCAGCAGUAAGAACUUUCUCUUCGUUCCUUCAUAACAACAUGGACUGGAAAGAGGACGACAAUGGUCACGGCAACAUGCAUGACAGCUGUAACCACGGACAUGCAGGUCAUUCUCACAGUCAUGGGCCCAGAGCGCCGCACCCCUUUAUGACACCUUUUAACGGACAGUUCGCCAAUAAAGGUGAUCAGGCGAUGGACAUCAGUCAGCAGCCGAAGAGACGCUCGCACAUGGACGACAGUGGCAGCUGGGACAUAGUGAAGGCAACACAGUUUGGUAUCCUUGAGCGCUGCAAGGAGCUGGUGGAAGCAGGAUAUGACGUCAGGCAGCCGGACAAAGAGAACGUCUCUCUGCUGCACUGGGCGGCCAUCAACAACCGUGCAGAGCUGGUCAAGUAUUAUAUUUCCAAAGGGUCAAUAGUAGAUCAGCUUGGAGGUGACCUGAACUCCUCUCCUCUUCACUGGGCCAUAAGGCAGGGCCACCUCCCCAUGGUGAUCCAGCUGAUGAGAUACGGAGCCGACCCCGCCAUCGCAGACGGGGAAGGUUACCGCGCUCUCCACCUCUCCAUCCUCUUCCAGCACAUGGCCAUAGCAGCUUAUCUCAUGGCGAAGGGACAGGAAGUCGAUGGGCCUGACUGCAACGGACAGACGCCGCUAAUGUUAGCAGCACAGAAGAUUAUUGGGCCUGAACCAACAAAUUUCUUAAUAAAAAAUAACGCCUCAGUGAAUGCUGUAGACAAAGUGAACAGGAACACUCCGCUCCACUGCGCCGUGCUGGCAGGAAACGUGGACGCUGCCCACAUCCUUCUGGAGGGUGGGGCCAGCGUGGAGGCGGAAAACCUCAACGGUCACACCCCCAUCGACUUGGCCCACCAGGUGCAAAGCCCGCUGCUCAUCCACAUGCUCAACCACGUCAAGCAGGAGAGGGUUCGCUCCAACUCGCGCUGCCUGCGGUUCGUCAACAGAUACAGGGUCUUUCUACAGUUUUUGCUCUGCACAGUUGUUUUUGGGAGUGUGGGCGCCAUCGUUGAUAUGAACUCUGAGUCAUGGCUGCUCAAAGGGAUCCUGCUGGCCUGCGUGGUGGGGGUGGUCAAUUUGGCAUCAAGGAACUUCCCAAGUCCCGGUUUUCAGUCUCUCCUUCCUGCCACAGCUCUCAUGGCUUCAGUGUUCUGGAUGAUCGUCACCUGGUGCCUCUGGUUCCUGCCAGAUGGGCCCAGUGCCACGGUUCAGGCUUUGUUCACUGUGAAUGCCACCGCUCUGCUCUACUUUUACCUGCGCACCUGCAGGACCGACCCAGGCUUCGUCAAGGCAACUGAAGAAGAGAAGAAAAUGAAUGUGUUGGUGUUGGCUGAAGCCGGCUGCCUGGACCCAAGGAUAUUCUGCACGUCCUGUAUGAUUAAGAAACCGAUGAGAGCGAACCACUGCUUCAACUGUGACGCCUGUGUGGCCAAGCAGGACCACCACUCCGUCUGGACCAACGGCUGCAUCGGUGCGAGGAACCACCACUACUUUGUCCUCUUCCUGUUCUCCCUCCUGCUGAUGGGAGCCUGGGUGUUCUACGGUUGCCUCAAAUACUGGGGGACUCACUGUGUGCUGCAUUACGAGGAGCAGGGCCUGUGGGGGGUGGUCUCGGUGCUGGUCACCUGCUCUCCCUGGCUGCUCAGCGUCUUCCUGCUGGCCUUCUACCACACCUGCUGGUCCGGCAUCAUGCUGCUGCUGCAGCUCUACCAGAUUGCCUUCCUGGGACUGACCACAGCAGAGCUGUCGAGCCUGACGAUGCACCAGAGGAAACAACGACAACCAGUCUCCCUCAAGCAGAAUCCAUACAAUUUGGGCGUGAUAAGGAACCUGGUGUCGUUCUUCCAUCUGCGCUGUUGUGGCCUCUUCAAGCCGGCCGUCAUUGACUGGACGCAGCAGUUCCCGCCCGGCCGCGACCAGCAUGGGUUCGGAAACACCGACUUGGUCUGACCCCCCCCCCCCCAUUCCUGCCACUCUGCGCUCGAGUCAAGGGUCAAGACUCUCACAGCGGUUUUGGACCAAAAGCACAAAGUGUAUUUAUUUAUUUUUUUAAAGGGUUGGCUCUGUCUGAAGAGAGAAUGUUUGGAAAACAUAAGGCAUCGUGUAGAUAUCAUUUGUUCAGUUUCUCCUUGUACAGACUGCUGCUGCCUUAUACUUGACCAGUGUAAGAGAAAUCACACAAAUGUGUUCAUUUUGAUGAAGUUCAAAACCUUUAAAGGCCUAAACUGUUUUUAUAAACACGUCAAGCUUAUUUUGUAUCAUCUGAUCUGAUGGAAAAAAAGGAUCUUUGUACAUGUAAACAGAUGGUUUUAUGACUUUUGUAAGAGUUGCAUGUGUUUAAUAACGAAUACCACUAUUCAAUAAAGCAAUGUUGUGCCUGUCUUCUUAA
Messenger RNA from Eleginops maclovinus (Patagonian blennie), 2428 nucleotides. RefSeq names its product zinc finger DHHC-type palmitoyltransferase 13 (gene zdhhc13). Gene Ontology annotation, molecular function: palmitoyltransferase activity; protein binding. The record is from RefSeq and is a predicted model, not a curated record. The transcript has 17 exons. NCBI's taxonomy places the organism in Eukaryota, Metazoa, Chordata, Actinopteri, Perciformes, Eleginopidae. Gene Ontology annotation, biological process: protein palmitoylation. Gene Ontology annotation, cellular component: Golgi membrane. Bases 64 to 1989 code for a protein of 641 amino acids.